This is a messenger RNA of Cokeromyces recurvatus, 336 nucleotides long. RefSeq lists its product as uncharacterized. Lineage: Eukaryota; Fungi; Mucoromycota; Mucoromycetes; Mucorales; Mucoraceae. The record is from RefSeq and is a predicted model, not a curated record. The transcript has 2 exons. Bases 1 to 336 code for a protein of 111 amino acids.
AUGUUGUCUUUCAUAAUUUUGUCGCGAAUAAAGAAAUAUAUAAAGAAGAGUAAAAAUUAUUUCAACACUACUCCUUUGAAGACUCAAAUACGUCGGUUCUUCCAAGAAGCUGGGAAAAAAAAAAGUCAGCUUCAAGAGGAACAUAAAGAGCAGCUUAUACAAUUUUUUGACGAAUAUCCUCAUGCUCGAGUGUCUGAUGUAGUUGAUGAACUCGCCAAAAGCUUUGAAGGCUUUAGUCCGAAAGAAACUGUAGUCGGAAAGUUUAUAUCCACCGAGUGUAAUUUAAGUAUCAAAAAAAGCUACUCGUCAUUCAAUCGCAAGAAACCAAAGUGCUAA